AUGGACGUCCAGUGUCUGGUGGAGACCGUCUGGUCCAUGGGCGAGCAGACGGUUGACGUCAGUCACGUGUUCCCGCACCUGCCCUACAUCAUCAACUUCUGCAACCUGACGCAGGUGAAGAAGACGAGCGGGUACGUGCGCCAGCUGCGGCGCGCCCAGCAGGCCGCCUAUCCGCUCACCAAGGUGCCGGCCGACGAGUUCGUCUUCCAGCCGCCCACGCUAGAGGAGAUUCGUCGCCCGCCAGCCACCUCCAAGAAGAAGGACAAGAAACGCAAGGACAAGGACAGCAGCGGCACCAAGAAGCUGAUGAAGCAGCUGACGCGGCUGUCCAGCCGGAUCGCCGACUCGCUGGACCCGGACGCCGGGCCGGCGAGUCGGCCGAGUCGCCGCGAGAGCGGUGACUCGGCCUCGGUGGCGUCGGGCGGACGGCCGCCGCGUCGCCACCAUAUCCACCUACAUCAGCCAGAGCUCGCACAGCUCCGGCCGCCAGCGUGUGUCUGA
Messenger RNA from Pollicipes pollicipes, 501 nucleotides. RefSeq lists its product as uncharacterized. The record is from RefSeq and is a predicted model, not a curated record. The transcript is spliced from 4 exons. Lineage: Eukaryota; Metazoa; Arthropoda; Thecostraca; Pollicipedomorpha; Pollicipedidae. Bases 1 to 501 code for a protein of 166 amino acids.